Saccharomyces kudriavzevii IFO 1802 is the source of this 1404-nucleotide messenger RNA. It is a transcript of the gene LTV1, whose product is annotated as ribosome biogenesis protein LTV1. The transcript has a single exon. Gene Ontology annotation, cellular component: preribosome, small subunit precursor; nucleus; cytosol. Gene Ontology annotation, biological process: ribosomal small subunit export from nucleus; ribosomal small subunit biogenesis. Lineage: Eukaryota; Fungi; Ascomycota; Saccharomycetes; Saccharomycetales; Saccharomycetaceae. Bases 1 to 1404 code for a protein of 467 amino acids. The record is from RefSeq and is a predicted model, not a curated record.
AUGUCAAAGAAAUUUAACUCCAAGAACUCUCAAAGAUACGUGGUAGUACAUAGACCUCAUGAUGAUCCUUCAUUUUAUGAUACGGAUGCAUCUGCACACAUUUUGGUUCCUGUCUCCAAUCCAAAUAAGGUCUCCAAUCCAAGUAAGACAUCCAACGAAGCAGGUCUUCGAAAAAGAGACCUAGCUUCUGAGAAACCGAAGGAUAACAAUGCUCACGUGGGGGAGGCAGCGUUAUAUGGUAUUAGCUUCGACGACUCUAAAUAUGACUAUACGCAACAUUUAAAGCCUAUAGGUCUUGACCCCGAGAACUCCAUCUUUCUAGCCUUGAAGGACAAAGAAAAAAAGACUGAAAAGAAAAAUAUUGAAGACAUAUUUAUCGAGCCCAAAUACAGACGUGAUGAGAUCGAGAAGGAUAAUGCCCCACCUGUUUUUCAACGAGGCAUGGCCAAGCCAGAAUAUUUACUACACCAACAAGACACCACUGAUGAGAUUCGAGGAUUCAAGCCUGAUAUGAACCCUGCAUUAAGAGAGGUCUUGGAGGCUUUAGAAGAUGAAGCAUAUGUUGUUAAUGACGACAUUGUAGUCGAAGAUCCCAGGAGAAAGGCACCGGCCAAGGAGAAUGACUCCGGAGAAGAAGAAGACGAUGUUUUUGCCCAACUAUUAGGAGGCGGCGAAGCAAAGGAUGAAGACGAAUUUGAAGACGAGUUUGAUGAAUGGGAUAUCGAUGGUGUUGAAAAUUUUGAGGAUGAAAACUACGUCGAAGAAAUGGCACAAUUUGAUAAAAUUGAGAAUCUUGAAGACUUGGAAAAUAUAGAUUACCAAGCCGAUGUCCGAAGAUUUCAAAAGGAUAAAUCUGCUCCAAAAGAGUUUGAUUCGGAUGAUGGGUUUUCUAAUGCCGGCUUGGAAAGUGUGAACCCCUGUGAAGGGGAAGAUGUUUUGGGUGAGUUGCCCUCUAUACAGGAUAAAAACAAAACGGGAAAGAAGAAAAGAAGAAGCCGUCAAAAGAAAGGUGCAAUGUCCGAUGUAUCUGGAUUUUCCAUGAGUUCUAGUGCCAUUGCACGUACAGAGACCAUGACGGUUCUGGAUGACCAAUACGAUCAAAUCAUCAACGGCUACGAGAACUACGAAGAGGAAAUAGAAGAGGAUGAGGAGCAGAAUUAUCAACCGUUUGACAUGGCGGCGGAGAGAUCUGAUUUCGAGUCAAUGCUUGAUGACUUUUUAGACAACUACGAGCUAGAAAGCGGUGGCCGGAAAUUGGCCAAAAAGGAUAAAGAAACUGAAAGACUGAAGGAAGCUGCAGAUGAAGUAAGCAAGGGUAAACUGUCCCAGAGAAGAAAUCGUGAAAGGGAAGAAAAGAAAAAGCUUGAUAAAGUCACCAACACACUGAGCAGUUUGAAAUUCUAA